Oncorhynchus mykiss (rainbow trout) is the source of this 2735-nucleotide messenger RNA. The record is from RefSeq and is a predicted model, not a curated record. Lineage: Eukaryota; Metazoa; Chordata; Actinopteri; Salmoniformes; Salmonidae.
GCGGUUAAAUCUCUUCGAAGAAGAAAAAGGUAAGCGCCAUGACACAUCGCACAGCUGCUUGAAACAACGACAGCAAAGAAUGAAAAUAUUAUUUUGAUUUGGUUAUAUUUCAGCGUUUGUAAAUUCAGAGGAGAUUGUCUUUAGUUUUACACCAUGGAGCCGACAGCGCCCAAAAGCAAGCUGAAGAAACUGAGUGAAGACAGUCUAACAAAACAACCAGAGGAGGUCUUUGAUGUUCUGGAAAAACUUGGUGAAGGGUCCUAUGGCAGUGUGUUUAAAGCCAUCCAUAAGGAGUCAGGCCAGGUGGUGGCUAUCAAACAGGUGCCUGUUGAGUCAGACCUCCAGGAGAUCAUCAAGGAGAUAUCCAUCAUGCAGCAGUGUGACAGCCCCUAUGUGGUGAAGUACUAUGGCAGCUACUUUAAGAACACAGACCUGUGGAUAGUGAUGGAGUACUGUGGAGCCGGCUCUGUUUCAGACAUCAUCAGACUACGCAAUAAGACGCUCACAGAGGAUGAGAUAGCCACCAUCCUCAAGUCCACAUUGAAAGGUCUGGAGUAUCUGCAUUUCAUGAGGAAGAUCCACAGAGACAUCAAGGCAGGCAACAUUCUCCUCAACACAGAGGGCCAUGCCAAACUGGCUGACUUUGGAGUAGCGGGACAACUCACGGACACGAUGGCAAAGCGGAACACAGUGAUCGGGACUCCGUUCUGGAUGGCUCCAGAGGUCAUCCAGGAGAUAGGAUAUAACUGUGUGGCAGACAUCUGGUCCCUGGGCAUCACCUCUAUAGAGAUGGCUGAGGGCAAACCUCCCUACGCUGAUAUACAUCCCAUGAGGGCUAUUUUCAUGAUCCCAACCAACCCUCCACCUACGUUCAGGAAGCCUGAGCUGUGGACAGACGACUUCACACACUUUGUAAAGAAAUGUCUGGUGAAGAACCCAGAACAGAGAGCUACAGCCACGCAACUACUACAGCAUCCGUUCAUCACGGCAGCCAAGCCAGUCACCAUCCUGAGAGACCUGAUCACUGAGUCCAUGGAGAUGAAGGCUAAGCGACAACAGGAGCAGCAGAGAGAGCUGGAGGAGGAGGACGACUCUGAAGAGGAGGUGGAAGUGGACUCCCACACCAUGGUGAAGUCUGGGUCAGAGGGGGCUGGCACCAUGAGAGCUACCAGCACCAUGAGUGACGGAGCUCAGACCAUGAUCGAGCACGGCAGUACCAUGUUAGAGGCAGACCUGGGAACCAUGGUCAUCAACAGUGAUGAGGAGGAGGAGGACAACGAUGAAGGCUCAAUGAGGAGACACCCCACCUCCCAGCAGGCCCUGAGACCCUCCUUCAUGGACUACUUUGACAAGCAGGACUCUAAGGUCCAACAGGAGAGCUAUAACCAUAACCGGCAGCAGGAACCAGGCUAUCACAUCAGCCAGGCUAAGAACGUCUUCCCUGACAACUGGAAGGUUCCUCAGGACGGAGACUUUGACUUUCUGAAGAACCUUGACUUUGAGGAGCUGCAGCUGCGUCUGACGGCUCUGGACCCCAUGAUGGAGAGAGAGAUCGAGGAGCUGCGCCAGCGCUACACCGCCAAGAGACAACCCAUCCUCGACGCAAUGGACGCCAAGAAACGCAGACAGCAGAACUUCUGAAGAGCCUGACCUGAGGAACACAUUCUGACCUGGGCCUGUGUUCAUACAGCGUCUCACAUUCCAGAGUGCUGAUCUAGGCUAAGGUCCACUUUCCAUGUAAUCUUAUUCCUUAUGAUCUAAAAGGCAGAACUGAUGCUAGAUCAGCACUCUGGCAGCAGAACUGCUGAGGACCUUAGAGAAGGCAUGGUGCUUUCUGUUAAGACCUGACCAAGGGAGAGGAGAGACCUGACAGCUCUCUGGAAUUGAAUUCAACCUGUGCUCCUAAAUGUCCAUUUUCUCAUCACCACCCCAGUAAUCAGGAUGACUCCAGUCCACACUAUUUCCCCAAGCGCUCUGGACUAAUGUAACAAUUCUUAGCCUCCCCAUCUGUUAAUGAUGAACCUGUAGGUAGCCUCACAUCUCUGUUAAUUAUGAACCUGUAGGUAGCCUCACAUCUCUGUUAAUUAUGAACCUGUAGGUAGCCUCACAUCUCUGUUAAUGAUGAACCUGUAGGUAGCCUCACAUCUCUGUUAAUGAUGAACCUGUAGGUAGCCUCACAUCUCUGUUAAUGAUGAACCUGUAGGUAGCCUCACAUCUCUGUUAAUUAUGAACCUGUAGGUAGCCUCACAUCUCUGUUAAUUAUGAACCUGUAGGUAGCCUCACAUCUCUGUUAAUUAUGAACCUGUAGGUAGCCUCACAUCUCUCUGUUAAUUAUGAACCUGUAGGUAGCCUCACAUCUCUCUGUUAAUUAUGAACCUGUAGGUAGCCUCACAUCUCUGUUAAUUAUGAACCUGUAGGUAGCCUCUCAUCUCUCUGUUAAUGAUGAACCUGUAGGUAGCCUCACAUCUCUCUGUUAAUUAUGAACCUGUAGGUAGCCUCAUAUCCCAAAGUAUACUUUUCCUAAAGACGUUUCUCCCCUUUAUAAAUACUAGCUGGGUUUCUCCUAGCUCUGCUACUGUUAUCAGGCUCUUGGGGAAAUUAACCAGCAGUUAUGGAAAAUAAUAUUAAAGUUACUUGUAGACUUUCUGCAUUGUAAUUUCAGAUAAUGUCCAGAAUAUAUCUGCAGUAAUAGUGGAAUGAUGGUGUUUUACACAACCAAAACAAUGUCUGAUUGA